This is a messenger RNA of Acanthaster planci (crown-of-thorns starfish), 2268 nucleotides long. RefSeq names its product IMP U3 small nucleolar ribonucleoprotein 4 (gene imp4). Gene Ontology annotation, biological process: rRNA processing. Gene Ontology annotation, molecular function: snoRNA binding; rRNA primary transcript binding. Gene Ontology annotation, cellular component: small-subunit processome; Mpp10 complex; nucleolus. The record is from RefSeq and is a predicted model, not a curated record. NCBI's taxonomy places the organism in Eukaryota, Metazoa, Echinodermata, Asteroidea, Valvatida, Acanthasteridae.
UAUUGGACAAGCAUACGACACGAACCAGCAGCACGUGUGUGGGUCAAAAAUUAUGUUGCGACGGCAAGCAAGACAACGGAGGGAAUACCUGUAUCGGAAAUCCCUAGAGUCUAAAGAUCGCAUCAUCAGUGAAAGAAAGCGAAAGCUUAAGGAAGCCUUGGAUGAGAACAAACCAAUACCUACUGAGCUGAGGAAAGAUGCUUUGAGUUUACAGAAGGCUCUUGCAUAUGAUGAUGAAGGCGGACAAGAGUACAGUCACAUCGAUGAUGAGUACCGAUGGGCCGGGGUUGAAGAUCCCAAGAUAAUGUUGACAACCUCCAGGGAUCCCAGUUCCAAACUCAAACAGUUUGCCAAAGAAGUCAAGCUGAUUUUCCCCAAUGCUCAGCGGCUGAACCGUGGUAACUACGAUGUGUCUCAGUUAGUUCAGGCUUGCCGGGCCAAUGAGGUCACAGAUCUCUUGAUUAUUCAUGAGCAUCGGGGAGUGCCAGAUGCUUUGCAGGUGUGCCACCUGCCUUACGGUCCAACAGCCUUCUUUACUCUGCUCAACACGGUCAUGAGGCAUGACAUACCAAAUAUCGGAACCAUGUCUGAAGUCUAUCCACAUCUAAUAUUCCACAACUUCAAGUCAAAACUUGGAGAAAGGGUCAUGAACAUACUCAAGUAUUUGUUUCCUGUGCCAAAGGAAGACAGCAAACGGGUCAUUACGUUUGCCAACCAAGAUGACGUGAUAUCCUUCAGGCAUCACGUCUACAAGAAGACAGACCACAGAAACAUUGAACUGUCAGAGGUUGGGCCUAGAUUUGAAAUGAAAUUGUAUGAAAUCCGGCUAGGCACCAUUGAGAAGGAAGAUCCCGGAGAUACAGAGUGGGUGUCAAGACCUUACAUGAAUACGGCCAAGAAACGUAGACAUCUCGCUGACCAAUGAUGCUCACAAAUACCCUCUGUCGAGUGACGUCAUCACCUGUCAGUACGAUAGUUUUUAGUUUGGAUACAUUAUUGUACAUAGCGUAUGCGACAGUGUGUACCAGUCAAGUAUUCUUACCUUUUGAUUUCAUUCACUACAUACCCAUCUAUAAAAAAUUGGACAAUACGUCUUUUUGUUAAAACUUUUGGCACACCUUUAUUGUGUGAAAUGCUGAAGUGCAUUCCUGACUUGUUAUUUGGUGCCUUAGAUGCUUACAGAAAGGUGCUGUGCUUAUUCACCUGGAAAGGUCUUACUGCAUGCCCGAGUAGACUUCCCAUGUAUUAUGAGCUACAUGUAUGUAGAAACAAGACAUGGUUUACUAUUUCCAAAGAUGUACUUCACAUCGGGGAGAUGUUUGGAUCGAAGAUGCUUGCACUAAUAAGCAGGAGGUCAUGGGUUCGACUCCCACCCAAAUAAGCUGGUGAACCUGUUGACUGGUUCAAAAUAAAAACUUGUUUAAGCUUUUUUUAAUUACAGAUUGUGACACAGAAUCUAAUGAUUACUUAUGUGCAUAUCGCAUGAAAAUAAAAUGUGAACACAAAAAUGUCCAUACAUAUCAAUGUACAUCAUGUGCUGUUGUGAUCCGGAUGAUCGCUGCUUUAUUUGUGGGUCAGGUGGAUCACCUGCGUAGCCUGUUAAGCAGUAGCCGUAACAUUGGAGGGAAUGGAGAAAAACAAAGCUUCCUCACUGUGGAGAGUGACCGACAAUAUUGUUGACGUACUUUUAUGUGGUGCUCUUUAAUUUUUUGCCUCUGGUGCCUUGCUAGAACCAUUUUUUUAACCUCAUACUUCACAAGUGAGUGAUAUUUCAUCACGCGCGCCGUCAACAUUUCCAUUCAUAAUUAAGUGUUGAGUUUACCUACCCGGUGUAAAGUGCAACAAAAUUCGAUUUGCCCUAAUUUUUAGAUUUGCAUCGUGCAGAGUGAACUAUUUUUAAAUGCACCAAAAGUAACAAAAUAAUUUCCUUACAAAAAGCUUGUACACCAGUGGAAAAAAGCUUGAAUUUAUCAAAUUUAAGAAUUUCAAAACUGUAGGAAUUUCUUAGAUAAGUGCAAAUGUGCUUCCUGAGGGGACUGCAUUAUAUUCGACACUUUGGUGUAAAUGUGAUUUUUGGUUUACAUUAUUUUUUCCAAAAUGAAUCCGCCACAUGUAUCCCACGACUGGAUGAUUGCACCCAGUCAAGUCGGCCCGCGCUUGGCAGACGUACGUACGUACACACAUCUAUCUUUGCUAGAGCGCCCUCUAUUGUUUGCAAGAAAAAUCACUACACUGACGAUAAAGAAAUUGACCGUCUUUAAAAGGUGA